CUGUCUACUGUGCGAAGUUGAGUUUGAGUCCGUAUUUGAUCGCAUCGGCGUUGGACACAUUCAGACCGUCAAACUGACACAGUCACACACAUACACAGAGGGAGGGGAGGGGUGCAGGCAAGUGUGUGUGUGUCUAAGUGUGUGUGCGUAUGGGUGUGUGUUCUGUGGACCUGGAAUCCCAUGGUUGCGUUGAGGAGCGGGCUGAAGGUGUGGUUGACAGCGAUGGCGACCUUGGCGUCCUGGCUUAACUGCACCCCACACACACCACACAUCAGUUCAGUCCAUCACCCAGCGCACCGAGAUACAAAUGGCUGUGCUGUGCCUAUCCACUGCGCACCGACCCGUGCUUUGAUGAAUGUGUUGUUGUCGACCACGUAUUUGCCGCCAAACGACAUGCCCGUCUUGCUGUCCGCCAACGCAUGGGCCACCUCAGUACCAACCUCAGUCGCACCAUCUGACAGAUCCACACACAGAGCUUAGGUAAUGUUGUUGUUGUCUGUGUGGGAGCUGUUCAUCGCCAAGCGCCUGAUUACAUUUGCAGUGGACAUUCAGGAGCAGCUUGGCAAAAGGAUUGGUGCCCUCCAUCUGGCUGCAAGCAGCCAUACACACACACACACACACUCUCUCUCUCUCUCCGUCUGCGAAUUUGUGCGUGUGUGAGCACGUCUUGAGUGAUCCGGUCCACUGGUUGUUGGCGUAAGACGCGCCCAUCGAGUACUUGAGGUUCGUCAUGUCGAAGUUGCCCAUCAACUCGCCUGAACAAACCAGCAAACACCCAAUAUGUGUGUACGUCACGUCACAGCAACAAUCACGUCACAGCCGCAAUCAUGCCCACCUCCGAGCUUGAAGCUCUUGUACUCGGCCAUAGCCUGCGAAGUCCACAUCCCUUGGUACGGCAGAACAGUCGCCUGCACACACACACACACACGCGCACACACACAGAGAGAGAAAGAGCGAUGCGCGCAAGUGUGUGUGGAUGGCCUGCAGCGGGGGGCCGCGUGUGUGUGUGUGUGUGUAUGCGUGUGUGUGUGUACCUUGCCGUGGAUGCCUUUGUUUUGGUACUCGGCGGCCACCUCGACGUUGUCCGAUGUGGUCUUGCCCUUACGACGGUCGAAGCGGGCAUUCAGAAUCAGACCCUUCGUGUAGUCACCCUGUCGACACAUGCAUUCGCCAUGGCAAUGUGUCAGUGUCCUCUUAGGGUCGUCAGCUGUUCCCUCCCCCCACCGCACUCACCGUGUAUUUGGCAUCGAAUGUGACGCUGCCGUUGACGAAGAACUUGCCCUCGACUGACACAUCCCUGCACACCACACGCAGGCCCAUUGCCGACACACACGACCGAACGAACGAACGAAUCAACGACCGGAAUCCCAUGUGGUAAUGUGGAUUUCUGACUGAUUUGCUCAGUCACUUGUUAGCGAAUUUGAGGCUGCUGUUGGCGUCGAGGACGCUGCCGGCCGGCAGCACCAUCGCUUGCUGCGUGAAGGACUGCACACAAGACAAGACAGACACACGCAGCGCAGCACCCAACCACCAUCGAUUAAGCAUACACACGUGGUCCACGCCACGUGGGGCUGUUAGGCGCCUUACAAAGUUGCCCGAUUUGCUUCUGAUCUCGGCCUCCCAUGGCUUCUCGUGGGGGAAGUCCUUCGAAAUCACAUCUGCAGCACAGCACAGCGCAGCACAGCAGACACAUGCCGCACACCAUAUCGACCAGACAGACAGAGAGAGAGAGAGAGAGUGUGUGUGGUGGCUGGUGUGUGUGUUCGCGCCUUCUGCCCCCUCCCUCCCCUCUCUGUGUGUGCCGCUCACCCGCCGCAUUCUUGCUGAUAUCUCUGAAGAGCACCAU
Vitrella brassicaformis is the source of this 1846-nucleotide messenger RNA. NCBI's taxonomy places the organism in Eukaryota, Vitrellaceae. The record is from the annotation of a GenBank genome assembly.